AUGAACGGCACAGAUGGAAUAGACAAUGAAGAUAACAAAAUAUGUCACCAUAACUUAAGAAAAAACAGGAAGCCGAGAAGCUACGAUUUCGAAUACUUUGAUGAAUCUUUAAAUAAGCACAAGGGGAAAAGGAGGGGCAGAAAAAGAGGAAGGAAACCCAAAAAUGGUCUACACGUAAUUAACAAAAGUGUAGACUCUACAUAUAUAGAUGAGGCAGUUAAGAGGCUGCACAUUAAAAAAAAAGGCAAAGAAACAAAUGUAUACGAACAGGAUCAAAUAGAAAACAUGAAAAGUGAAGACUACAUUAUCCAUAAACAUGAACUUGUAGAAGAUAGCAAAAUGUUAAAAAUGCCGGCGGUACGCCACAAAGAAAAAAAAAAAAAAAAAAAUUUUAUCAUGGACAAAAAUAUGCAAUUACUUAAUUCAAAUGUGCCUCUCAGAAAUAGUAACAUAAAAAUUGACCGCAUAUGUGAAUAUCUGUCGUACCAAACGAACACCCCAUGGAAGUACAUGGGGUCAACUGUUAAAUUUAGGGUUAUGGAUGAUCAGCCGGAAAAAUAUAUUUUUCUAAAAAAUAUGAAAAAGCAUAUCAUAUUUGAAAUAAUUAAAAUUGCCAUGUUCUCCCUACUGAAGGUUAAUCUUAAUGACAAUAACAUUUAUACUCUACAUACCGAUAUGACUAAAGGACCCUGUAGGAAGUACCCCCGUAGACACAGUAAUGCAUCAGGGGGAAAACGCUCCUCGGGGGAUAAAACCGCAGAAGGGAACUACAUUGGUAGUUUCCUUCAACCCAGUGAGAUAGAACAGUGCGAUAAUACACCCCGCAGUAGUAACAGCCACAUGCACUGCAGCUACUACUGCUACAGCAAGCAUAAGGCUGGAAGUGGUGGUAGUGCUAAAUCGUUAAGGCGCGAUUCUAGCUGUGGCAGUGAAAAAGGGGAAGUCCAUCAGCAGCAUAUGGAUACCCAUGAUAGUAAUGAUAAGGACAACAGUGCAGGCAUUGCUCAUGCGAGUGAAAAUAGUUUGAGGAAUGAUCUUCCUAGAGAAAGUGAAAUGCCACCCACCUGCACAUACACGAAUUGUGAUGGCACGGAAGACAUUCAUAAAAGGCUACAGGAAAAAAAUGAUAUACUAAACCAAGGCGUAACUGUAUCCGAAAUUCUGGACUUUGUAAAAGAAAAAUAUGAAAAGUAUUACGAAAAUGUUAAACAGUAUAUUGUGACGGCACUAAAUAUUUAUUGCGCUUUAAAUAUAUUCAAAUUGAUCAGAAGGGGCAGGUAUUCCAUUUGUAGGUUCGAGCAUUUCAAUAUUUUUAAAGUGAAAUAUUUUAAAAAAUAUUUUAAGUUUUUUUAUAGCUUAAAGGGAGAGGAAGAAAUUUUAAUGAACGUUAAGAAUUAUUUGAAAUCUUUUUAUUAUGGCAAGACGGUACGGCAACUCCGCGCAGCGUAUCAUGGGAACGCGGCCAGGGCGGCAAGCGUAGUAAGGGGCCGCCUGUCGAGUCUGAAGGAAGGUACAAAUAAUGGUGUGUGCGACGGUGCAUACGAAGGUACACAUGGGGGGGAAAAGGACAUGUGUACGACGAGCCCGCGAACGAGUGUCCGGAUGAGCACCAGAACGAGUCCACAUGCGACUCCACAAAACAGCCGAAAAGCGAGUCCCCAACCGAAACAGAACACGAGCAAGCAGCCCGACGUGUGUGUGCAAAACGGAACCAUAAAGGAAGAGUACACACAAAUGAACGAUGACCCCCCAGAAACGAAUAAAAGUAUUAAGCAGGAAAAUAGAAUGACGGAUAUUACCAUACCGGUCAGUAGUGUAGAGAGCGCAGCGCUGAGCAGAAGAAACAGCAAAGUAUCAUCGGCGAGUAGAACAAGCAAGGUGGAGCCUGAUGAGGUUAAAAACGACCUCGCGGUGAACGCACCUUCGAACGAAGCGAACAGGAUUGGGAAAAACAAGAGCAAUAGGAAAAAUAGCCAAAAGGAACCCAGAACAAGGGAAAGACAGAAAAGAAAAAGAAGCAAAGCGAAUAGCAUAUUAGCAACACAGCAUGAUGAAGAAAAAAUAAAAAAUGUAUGUAUCGACUUAAAUAAAAUUAAUAUAAAAUGUGUCCAAGUGGUAGACGGCAUUAAACAUUUUUUCUGUUCCUACGAUACAAAAGAAAUAAAUGAUGAAGAAUUUGAAAUCAUCAAAGUGCAAAAAAAAUACGACCUGUUGAGAAGGUCCAGCAGUGCAAAUAUGAAUUUAAGGUAUAAUUCUUUUAGUGGUUCCAAAAGGCUACAAAGUAGAAAGGUGGUGAAGUACAAUGAUGAUAACUACGGCUCAGUGGGCACCAGAAAUUUACUUUUAAGAAAUGAUAGUGGCAUGAAUAUGAAUGUCAACCUUAAUAAUGACGAGAAAAUGGGGACGCAACCCCAGUAUGGGAAACAGAAGAAACAAAAUUACGAAGAUGAUGUAAUGAAGCAUGAAAAGUACAACUCUGUUAAUUUUAACAUCAGUUAUAAAACGUUGAGGAAGAAAAUGAUUUGUGUUAGACACUACGUAUGCACCACCAAGAAGGAAGAACGCUCGCAUAAGCCAAGGCAUGAACUGAAAGGAAAGGAUAAACUUCCUACCGUCUCGAAUGAUAGCUUGAUACAAACGUGCUCCAUGAAUUCAAACAUGUCCGUUGUUAGCGGCGAUGGGAUAUCCUCCAUGAAUAUGGAGAGCCACUGUUCGCAGUGA
This is a messenger RNA of Plasmodium fragile, 2721 nucleotides long. RefSeq lists its product as uncharacterized. The record is from RefSeq and is a predicted model, not a curated record. The transcript has a single exon. Lineage: Eukaryota; Apicomplexa; Aconoidasida; Haemosporida; Plasmodiidae. Bases 1 to 2721 code for a protein of 906 amino acids.